Molecule: messenger RNA, 2520 nt
Organism: Cannabis sativa
Lineage: Eukaryota; Viridiplantae; Streptophyta; Magnoliopsida; Rosales; Cannabaceae
Product: pentatricopeptide repeat-containing protein At1g13040, mitochondrial
Exons: 2
Coding region: 85-1632 (515 amino acids)
Molecular function (GO): protein binding
Source: RefSeq, a predicted model, not a curated record
GAUGCUGAGCCAGGCCUAACGCCAACUUGAGACCCAAAUCAGGUGCGGCCAUUUCUAACUCUUUUGAUAUGCAUUCCCUCUGAUAUGAUUCACACUCUUGGCGCCCACCGCCUCUUAUACCGUUCUCGCAUAGCCUACUUUGUCAAAGCUGGUCUCAUCGAUCAAGCCAUCCAAGUGUUCGACGAAAUGACUCAAUCACAAUGCCGAGUUUUUAGCAUUGAUUACAAUCGAUUUAUUGGUGUACUGGCCCGCCAUUCGCGUCUCGAUUUAGCUGAGCAUUAUUAUAACAAAAUGGUCCCUCAGGGGUUUUCUCUAAACCCCUUUACUUACUCUAGGCUCAUUUCUGCUCUUUGUGUGGUUAAGAAUUUUUUUCUUAUUGAGAAACUUUUGGAAGACAUGGAUAAGCUUGGUCAUGUUCCUGAUAUUUGGGCUUUUAAUAUAUACUUGAAUGUUUUGUGUGGAGAAAACCAGGUGGACUUUGCGUUGAAAGUUUUCCAUUGUAUGGUUCAGAAGGGUAGAGAGCCUGAUACUGUUACUUAUACUAUACUCAUUGAUGGGUUGUGUAAAGCUAGGAAAUUUGAUGCUGCUGUGGUAGUUUGGCGUACUAUGAUAAGUACAGGGCUUACCCCUGAUUGUAUUGCUUGUACGGCUCUUGUCAUUGGUUUGUGUGAUGGUGGGAAAGUUGAUUUGGCUUAUGAACUUAGUAUUGGUGAAUUCAAAGGUCGAGUUGAGUUUAACCGUUUGAUAUAUAAUUCACUAAUUAGUGGGUUUUGUCGAGUUGGUAGGAUUGAUAAGGCUCAGGCAAUCAAGGAUUUUAUGAAGAGAAGUGGGUGUGAGCCAGAUUUGGUUACUUAUAAUGUUUUGUUGAAUUAUUGUUGUGAUGGGUUGAUGUUAGAUGAGGCUGAGAAAUUGAUGAAGAAAAUGGAGAGUGAUGGAAUGACACCUGAUUCUUAUAGCUAUAACAAGCUUCUCAAGGGUCUUUGCAAAGCUAAUCGGCCCGAAAAGGCUUAUUUGCUAAUGAAUAGUAGGAUGGAGAAGAAAAUGUUAUGUAAUGUUGUUUCUUAUAAUACUAUUAUUGGAGCGUUUUGCAAGGCUCGUCUUACUAGAAGGGCAUACAAGCUUUUUCAGGAAAUGAGCCAGAAGGGAAUUGAACCAGAUGUUGUAACAUUCACAAUUCUUAUAAAAGCGUUUCUUAGCGAAGGUAGUUCUGAUGUAGCUAAAAUGCUUCUUGAUCAGUUGAUGAGAAUGAGUCUCUCACUAGAUUGCAUAUUUUACACUGCAAUAGUGGAUCAACUAUGUAAGGCAAAGAAGAUUGAGAUGGCUCUUAGCGUUUUCAGUGACAUGGUUGAAAGAGGAGUCACUCCUGAUGUGAUUUCAUACAAUGCCCUUAUAAAUGGGCUUUGCAAAGUUUCUAGAGUUAGCGAAGCUGUGUGUCUAUACAAUGAAAUGCAAUCUAAAGGAUUAUGUCCAGAUGAAGUGACUUUCAAAUUGAUAAUAGGAGGUCUCAUUCGGGAAAAGAAGCUACGUGAGGCAUGUAGUGUAUGGGAUCAGAUGAUGGAGAAGGGCUUUACUCUUGGAGCAGCUGUUUCUCAGACUUUAAUUAAUGCUAUUAAUUCAAUGGAUGCUGAGUGAACUUGCAAAAUGGUUUCUACCUGCAUAUUGUCCCUCUCAGAAAAGAGAUUUGCUGCAUACCAACUGUUUUCUGCUAAUGGUAUGCUCUGAGCAAGUUAAAGCGAUCCUAAUAAGAUCUUCAACAUUGUUUUCUGAUUGAUCGAUAAUGCUUCUGUCUGUAUGAAAUACAGGAAAGAACAUUUGGCAGCUUUGACUAAAAGUUCCUGAAGAUCACGACUCUUAAUUCUUGUAUGGUCUAUCUUUGUGUCCUUCCAAAGAUUGUAAAUUUAUUCAACUGUAACGUGUGAAAGUAUUUUAACCUCUUGUGUCCCCUUAUGUCUGUGUUGGUUUGAAGUACUGGUAUCACCCACGGAUGGCUGAAGCUGAAGAAUGCUGCCUUUGGGAAAACAGAAUGUGAAGGAACUUAGUUACUUCAUCCAAAUGGGAAAAGGCAAGUAAGAGGAAAUGAAGGGAAUAUUUUUGUUCACGUUCAUUGAUUCCCUGAUCUACUUCAAGAAUGAAGAUAAUUUUGAAUCUCGCGUUGGAACGAAGAUAUCCACGAGCUCGGUAGCAUCAGAGCCUAAUUGCAGAUGUUAUAGAAGAGAUGCCCUAACCAUUUUAAGGGCUAAAAUUGACUUGGCAUGGUUCAGUCCAUUACACAAUGAAGCUGUGCUGUGAGCUUUUGUUUAGUUAGAAAGUGGAAAUCUCCUGUACAUUGAAUGAUUUAUUUGAAAUCCAUAUUGAGUAUCUUGUACCCUUUUACACAUACUAGGUAGAGAAAGUGGCAUUGUGUUGUAUAAUAUAUUUUUCUUGUUCUUCUUCAUAAUUUGAAUGUAACACUAGAUUAUGUAUACAAUUAAAUCUAGUUUAUACCCUUUACAAAUCAAUAUUAUAGGAAGAAAGCAAUUA